Molecule: messenger RNA, 927 nt
Organism: Cydia splendana
Lineage: Eukaryota; Metazoa; Arthropoda; Insecta; Lepidoptera; Tortricidae
Product: collagen alpha-1(XI) chain-like
Exons: 16
Coding region: 24-866 (280 amino acids)
Biological process (GO): extracellular matrix organization
Molecular function (GO): extracellular matrix structural constituent conferring tensile strength
Source: RefSeq, a predicted model, not a curated record
UGCUCAGUUUAAAAUUAGCAACAAUGUGGUUAGUUAUUAAGUCCGGUAGAGCUAUUAUUUAUUUUAUAGCUUUAGUGUGUUUUUUAAAUUUUACAAAAUGUGAAGUUGCUUCAACUUUAAGAAAAGAUGAGGUGGUACAAGGUGGACAAUGCGAAGCAAAAAUAAGGCAAUGCACAUUAAAAUCGGUUCCAAACUCAAGUAAAAGUCACACAGUACACGAUGUAAUGGGCAAACCAGGACAAAAGGGGGAAAAGGGAAAUAAUGGCGUAGAAGGCAAAACUGGCAUUCAAGGACAACCAGGGAAACCGGGAAAUGAUGGUGUCAAAGGAGACAUGGGUCAAAAGGGAGACAGAGGAGAAGAGGGGGAAAGAGGCGACAGAGGCUAUGAUGGUUUACCAGGAUUAAAAGGGGAGAGGGGUGAUCCAGGUUUACUGGGCCCUCCAGGCAUAAAAGGAGAUAAGGGAGGAAAAGGGUCUGAAGGUCACAUUGGAAACCCCGGGGAACCAGGCCAAAAAGGAGAUUCGGGCGAAGAUGGCCUACCAGGAAAAAGAGGUGAACCGGGUGUACAAGGACUUAAAGGUGAAAAUGGAACACGGGGAAUAAAAGGCGAAAGAGGAGAGAAGGGUGUACAAGGUGUAUCAGGAACUAAAGGGGACCGAGGCGAAAGGGGAUCAGAUGGUAGUCCUGGCGAGUGCAAACCCUGUAUGUGCCCUCCUGGCCCACCUGGCCCUCCCGGCCCACCAGGCCCACCCGGACUAUCCGGCAAAGAAGGACCACGAGGACCACAAGGCCCACCUGGUCCACCUAGACCAUCCCCGGGCAUUGAAGGAGAUGAAGACGAAAAAGGCGAUGAAGACGAUACAUAAAAUAAUUAUAGCUAUCUUUAUUACAUUUAUAUUAAAUGCAAAUUAGUAUGUAAACUACAAG